This is a messenger RNA of Physella acuta, 417 nucleotides long. Its product is annotated as ankyrin repeat domain-containing protein 39-like. The record is from RefSeq and is a predicted model, not a curated record. NCBI's taxonomy places the organism in Eukaryota, Metazoa, Mollusca, Gastropoda, Physidae. Gene Ontology annotation, molecular function: protein binding.
AUGUCUGAACAUAGCGGCGUCCAUAGUUGCAAAGAAUCACCAAGUUGCAAAUGCCACAUUGAAGUCUCCAACCCAUCAGAACAUCAAACCCUAGACGAAUUAGGCUUUGAAAAGGGGAUAUGGACAUCUGCUCAAACUGGAGAUAACUUAGGUGUCGAACAUAAAUUAGCUUUGAGUGGCGGAUUAGUAGUUAACAAAGCUGACAAGUCGGGCUUUACCGCUUUGCACUAUGCCUGCAGAAAUGGGCACAUCCAAGUAUGUCAGACAUUGCUUGACCAUCAUGCUGAUGUGAAUGUCGCCACCAAAUCCAGCAGAGCCACCCCACUGCACAGAGCUGCAUAUAUGGGCCAUGCAAAUAUUGUGAGUUUACUCUUGCAACAUGGGCAGAUCCUUUGGCAGUUGAUUGUGAUGGAAUAA